UACGCGAUUGUUUCAUCAUUCCUGUGAGGACAAGUUUGUUGAUUUUUUUUCGCCGGAAAAAAUGAUGAAACAUUCAUUAUUGUGACUUGUGAUUCGAUCAACUGUGAAUUGAUCGUCGAAAACAAAGUGCUGGAAAUUGAAAAUUUCGGAGUCCUGUAACGUAAACGUAGUCAAAACUUCAAAAGUCCGUGUCAAUUAGUGGAGUACUUAAUCGAGGAUUACAAUUUACAAUUUGCAUCAAUUUAUUCAUUCCGACCAUCGUUCGUCAGUCGUGUCCUUUUACACAUCUCGAUUAGGUUUUCGAAUCAAUCAUGUCAUCUAACGUGUCGCCGCCGCCAUUCUACGACGAUUUGGGUAGAAGCGCGAAGGAAUUGUUCAGCAAAGGAUAUUAUGAUAAUACAUUGGCAUUAGAUAUGAAAUUCAAAGCUGCCACGAUUGGCAACUCGUGCUUCGGAUUUUCUAGUUUCAAGCUCGACAGCAAAAAAGGUGUUGGAAUUGGAACGUCUCAGACUGCGAUGGGAUUCCCAAAAGUCGGUCUCAGUAUUACGAAAACAUGGAAGGCCACUAAUACGCAUUCUGCUGAAGUAAAGUGCGAUGGUGUAGGUGUAUUCAAAGGUGCUGCAUUAACUGUGGAUCAUACUACCGAUGACGAUCUGAAAGUAAAAAUGGCAUACAAAAACAAUCGUCUAGCCUUGAACACUGAUUUGGAUUUUUUAAAAUCAGCUAGACCUCAGCUUAUUUCGGGUUCCGGAGUUUUUCAGUUUUGUGACGGUGGCAUCAUCGGUUUAAAGUCGAAGUUCGAUAUGAACGAUUUCAAACUGAAGAAUACCAACUUCGCUGUAGGAUACAAUACUAAAGAAUACGUUUUUAACUUGAACAUGAGCGAUGAAAAUUCAUACAGCAGUCACAUUUAUCGAAAAGUGAAUCCAUUCCUCGAAACUGGUGUUGAAUUGGAAUGGUCGUCGAUAAACACAGAUACUAAAUUUGGAUUCGGUUGUAAAUACGCUUGGACGAAUCGUGACACAACUGUUCGAGCUAAAGUGAAUAGUUCUAAUCAAAUUGGUCUCAGUUUGACCGGUAAACUUAUAGAUGGUGUUACCAUUACGUCAUCGGCUCUGAUCAAUUGCCAAAAUUUCAAUCAAGGUGGAUAUAAAUUUGGCGCGGGUAUUGAAUUAGAGGUAUAAUGUUCACACAGCGUCGUUGUGUAGCGUUAAAUAACAUCUAUUUUGUUAAGGAAGGAGUUCCUAUUGAGAUUUAUUACGUGGUGCUGCCAAUCUUAUUUUAUACCUACUUUUUUGUUUGACGGUCUGGUCAAUUUUUUUAAUUUUAAUAAUGUUUUUAAUUAUUUUUUAUAAGUUUUUCGAUGUUUAUCGUAUUUCCUUUUAAUUUUAUUCACUUUUAUUGGGUUUUACUGCCAUUACAAUCUAUUUUUGACAA
Messenger RNA from Planococcus citri (citrus mealybug), 1437 nucleotides. Its product is annotated as voltage-dependent anion-selective channel-like. Gene Ontology annotation, biological process: monoatomic anion transmembrane transport. The record is from RefSeq and is a predicted model, not a curated record. The coding region runs from base 312 to 1184 and encodes 290 amino acids. Gene Ontology annotation, molecular function: voltage-gated monoatomic anion channel activity. Gene Ontology annotation, cellular component: mitochondrial outer membrane. The transcript is spliced from 7 exons. Lineage: Eukaryota; Metazoa; Arthropoda; Insecta; Hemiptera; Pseudococcidae.